Molecule: messenger RNA, 5434 nt
Organism: Meriones unguiculatus (Mongolian gerbil)
Lineage: Eukaryota; Metazoa; Chordata; Mammalia; Rodentia; Muridae
Gene: Ptpre
Product: protein tyrosine phosphatase receptor type E
Exons: 22
Coding region: 363-2462 (699 amino acids)
Biological process (GO): protein dephosphorylation
Molecular function (GO): protein tyrosine phosphatase activity
Source: RefSeq, a predicted model, not a curated record
CCGGAGACCUAGCCCGGCGCUGGAGGCGGCCAGACAGAUUUCCUGCUCUCCCGUAGGACUGAGGGCUGCGGGGCUGCGGGGCUGCGGGCUGCGGGAGAAGUCGCCGGCAGCACCGGGACCUCGCUGCCCCCGCGCGUCCCCACGACCCUCCCUUGCGCCGGCAGGGACAGCGGACGCCCCGGAGCAGAGCGCGGCGGGCGGGCGCCCGGGAGAUGCGGAGUCGCCGCGGCAGCGCGAUCGGCGCGACAGCACCGGUCCCUGAAAGACUAUAGCCCUCAUUUUCCUUCGCUGACAGAGAAACAUGGAUUCCCCAGGGCCAGGAUGGCUGCCAUGCAUCAUCCCAGUCGGACAAGAGGUGUGCCAUGGAGCCCUUCUGUCCACUCCUGCUGGCAGGUUUUAGCUUGUCGCUCGCCAGAGCUGGCAAGGGCAACGACACCACCCCAACAGAGAGCAACUGGACUAGCACAACUGCAGGCCCUCCGGAUCCUGGCGCCUCCCAGCCACUGCUCACCUGGCUGCUGCUGCCUCUGCUCCUCCUCUUGCUCCUCCUUGCAGCCUACUUCUUCAGGUUCAGGAAGCAGAGGAAAGCCGCGGUCAGCAGUAACGACAAGAAGAUGCCUAACGGGAUCCUGGAAGAGCAAGAGCAGCAGAGAGUGAUGCUGCUGAGCAGAUCUCCAUCAGGUCCCAAGAAGUACUUCCCCAUCCCUGUGGAGCACCUGGAGGAGGAGAUCCGAGUGAGAUCUGCGGAUGACUGCAAGCGCUUCCGUGAGGAGUUCAAUUCAUUGCCAUCGGGACAUAUACAAGGAACUUUUGAACUAGCAAAUAAAGAAGAAAACAGAGAAAAAAACAGAUAUCCCAACAUUCUGCCCAAUGAUCAUUCCAGAGUGAUUUUGAGCCAGGUGGAAGGAAUGCCCUGCUCUGACUACAUUAAUGCUUCCUACAUAGAUGGUUACAAAGAAAAGAACAAAUUCAUAGCGGCUCAAGGCCCUAAGCAGGAGACAGUGAAUGACUUCUGGAGGAUGAUCUGGGAGCAAAAGUCAGCCACCAUCGUCAUGUUGACGAACCUGAAGGAAAGGAAGGAGGAGAAGUGCUACCAGUACUGGCCAGACCAGGGCUGCUGGACCUAUGGGAACAUCCGGGUGUGCGUAGAGGAUUGCGUGGUCCUGGUGGACUACACCAUUCGCAAGUUCUGCAUCCAUCCGCAACUUCCGGAGAGCUGCAAAGCCCCACGGCUGGUCUCACAGCUACACUUCACCAGCUGGCCUGACUUUGGGGUGCCCUUCACUCCCAUCGGGAUGUUGAAGUUCCUGAAGAAAGUGAAGACACUCAACCCUUCACACGCUGGGCCCAUUGUGGUCCACUGCAGCGCGGGCGUGGGCCGGACAGGCACCUUCAUUGUGAUCGACGCCAUGAUGGACAUGAUACAUUCAGAACAGAAGGUUGACGUCUUUGAGUUUGUGUCUAGAAUCCGCAAUCAGCGCCCCCAGAUGGUCCAGACGGAUGUUCAGUAUACAUUCAUCUACCAGGCCUUACUGGAGUACUACCUCUAUGGGGACACAGAGCUGGAUGUGUCGUCCCUAGAGAGACAUCUACAGACGCUACAUGGCACAGCCACCCAUUUUGACAAGAUUGGGCUGGAGGAGGAGUUUAGGAAGCUGACCAACGUACGAAUCAUGAAGGAGAACAUGAGGACGGGCAACCUGCCUGCCAACAUGAAGAAGGCCCGCGUUAUCCAGAUCAUCCCAUAUGACUUCAACCGGGUAAUCCUGUCCAUGAAAAGAGGCCAAGAGUACACAGACUAUAUCAACGCAUCCUUCAUAGAUGGCUACAGACAGAAGGACUACUUCAUGGCCACUCAGGGGCCUCUGGCUCACACAGUUGAGGACUUCUGGAGGAUGGUGUGGGAGUGGAAGUCACACACAAUUGUCAUGCUGACGGAGGUGCAGGAGCGGGAGCAGGAUAAAUGCUACCAGUAUUGGCCAACAGAGGGCUCGGUGACUUAUGGAGAUAUAACUAUAGAAAUAAAGAGCGACACCCUGUCUGAAGCCAUCAGCGUACGAGACUUCCUGGUUACUUUCAAACAGCCCCUGGCCCGCCAGGAAGAGCAGGUCCGAGUGGUGAGACAAUUCCAUUUCCAUGGCUGGCCUGAGGUCGGGAUCCCCGCUGAAGGCAAAGGCAUGAUUGACCUCAUUGCAGCGGUGCAGAAACAGCAGCAGCAGACAGGAAACCACCCCAUCACCGUGCACUGCAGUGCGGGAGCAGGGCGGACAGGUACAUUCAUCGCACUCAGCAACAUUUUGGAACGAGUGAAAGCCGAGGGACUCCUGGAUGUGUUUCAAGCUGUGAAGAGCUUAAGGCUUCAGAGACCACACAUGGUGCAAACCCUGGAGCAAUAUGAAUUCUGCUACAAAGUGGUACAAGAUUUUAUUGAUAUAUUUUCUGAUUAUGCUAAUUUCAAAUGAAGAGUCCUGCCUUAAAAUAUUUUUUAAUUUAACGGUCAGUAUAUUUUGUAAAAAAAAAAAAAAAAGAAAGAAAAAGUCAGGUUAAUUUAUUUCCUAGUGGACAUUAAUAUCCUUCCUAAUUCCUUUGUAUAUAUUUUGUUAUGUUCCAUAGGCUACCUGCUGUAAAGUUAUUAAAGUGUAAAUGGCCUUUUUUAAAAAGUCGGAAUGCUGUGUUAAGGUCAAAUGCUAUCUGGGAAGUUAAUAUGUCUGCUGAUAUCAGUCAGUAUCUUGAUUCUGUUAGAUCUACGUCAUGUGACGUCACAUGUCAUGCAUCUAUAAACAUAGUUCCUGAUAUGUCAGACAUUUAUGAAAGACACUAAACAUGAAGCCCCUUGUGGAGGAAAUGGUUGCGGACUCAGAGUCAGGUCACGUUUCCUGUUCCCACCAAUAGGGCACUCAGGGCGUCAGGCGUGGCAAACAGCGUACGCGGGGGCUUUGGGACAGUCCUCGGGGUCGGCCAUGUGGCUCAUCCUCACAUUUGAGAGCUCAGAGAAGAACUAGGAGUGGGCUGUACUUCUACCACCUGAGGGACCAAGGCCUGAGGACUGCCCUCAGAUCAUAUAUAUAGUGAGAGAGAGAGAGAGAGAGAGAGAGAGAGAGAGAGAGAGAUUUUGCAACCUGAAUCCAGGUCUCAGACCCACAAGGGUAGAUGAUGGCUUUCCUGUGAGUUUUAGAAGGCAUUUACUUAUGAGAGACCGUGUCUCCGCCACUGUAGAAUUGAUAAAAAGAGGUGCUGGUACCACAUCAUCUCUUCCCACAGGCCCCCAGUAUCCCCAAGCUAACCAUCAGAGCUGUGUUUCGGGAACCACCUGCUGUCCAUCUGCCUGCAUGCCUGGCUCAGAAGCCAGCCGGCCUCAUUUCCAGGGCUCCUGCCACUGGCCCUGCUGCCUGUGCAGACCUUAAUUGGGCCUACAGGCUCAAUGCAAAACUACUUCCCUCCCUUCCACACUGAGGUAAAGUGUCUUACACACACACACACACACACACACACACACACACACACACACCACACGAGCACACACACUCGAGCACACACAGGUAGAACCAGUAGAAUGAUCGCAAAUAAUUGCACUGCAAAUUUCCUGACAGGUGUUUUGGUAUAUCAGGUUUUCUUUGUAAAAAGUUAAGAUGGUUUGUAAGAAAAGAAAUCUUAAGAUCUAGAUUUGUACAGUUUUUUUUUUUUUUUAUGACCCACUCCUUGGUGUUUAAUUUAAAAAAAAAAAAAAUGAGAGAAAAAAAAUCCUAACUUGAAGUCUAACUGAAAUGCUGCUGAGACCUCCAAGCACAGAUAACAGUGACAGUCACACUGCCUGAGGGGAGUAGGUUAGGGGAAGGCUGGAGAGUGGGAAGGAUAAACUUGGAAACAUUGACUUCAAUAAAUCUUCUUAUGGCAUUUAGGUAUCUAGCAAAUGAGCACAAUGUAAAAAAAAAAAAAAAAAAAGACAUCUGUUCUAACUCACCGAAGGCUUUGAACAUACACAGUUUGGGUACUUUUUUUUAUUUUUUUUUUACUUUUUAAAGGAGAGAGGAAAAUAUAAAGGUCUCAUUUGCCACCCUCGUGGAGGAUUGAUCAUGCUUGUUUGUCCUUGUUCAUGUACAGUCUGUACGGGGGACAACCCCAGGGUCUGCCGCUGCCUCAUACAGGUGAACAGGUCACCUCACGCCCCACAGGUCUGAGUUCCAUCCAGAGGCACAGCUGGCACCCAGCAUGCAGGGUGAAAGCCGACAGUGGCUGCCGCUGUCAUCACCAUCAGCUGGCAGGGCUGGCUGCUUGCACUGAGUGGGGCCUCCCCUUCUCGAUGCAAGUGAAGCGCAGGCAGAAGACCUGAGGGCAGGGAGCUUUCCCUGGCCAGUGGUCUCAUUUGCCUCCGUGUUAGACCGCAAGCCCAGAGCCUUGCUUUGACUAAAGCCGGAGAGAGGGCAGUAUUCUUCUGUUCCACAUCCCAAGCCCACUAGAACGAAGGUUGACCUCACACUGGUCCCAAGCCAAAGUUUGGCCUUGCACCUUGGCACCCCAGUUUAGUGACUGGCCCUCAGAAUCCCAGGCAUUUCUUGUAUCAAGGAAUGCCUUUAGGGUAGAUCUUUUUUCAGGAUGUCUAGAAAAUAUUCUAUUUGUGUGUUUUUCCUCACCUUGGGGCUGCCCCGAGGUUCCCCUGCAGGAGCCCUACCUGUUUCUAAACAGCUUGUCCCAUUCCAGAGAGAAACAGAAGCCACCCUCCUGUAGGCACAGUUGGGGCAGCACCUGUCCUUCUGUGGAGGGGCCAAUCCCUGCAGUCUCUUGGCUAAUGCCACCGCCAAAUUCAGCCUCCUUAAGGUGCAGAGCCUCUGUGUACAAGGGAAUCCUAAGUGAGGCCUCGGCAUCUUCUCUGUGUACCUGGCAUGUCCUUCACUAAGUCCCAGGGGGUCAAGUAUACACCAGGGAACAGCCUGGCACCGACAAUGACCUUCUCGUUUCUCUGUUGCAUGCAGUUGCGUUCAAAUGCCAAAUAGUAAUCAGAGCCCGGUGUUCUGAUCAGGUGCGUCCCUUGGUCACUGUGUGACUUGCUUUACUUUCUCUCUCCAUGUGCUAGAUGAGCGAGGAAAGCACACCUGUGUUUUCCAAGGUAUUUUUAUGUGUUUUUUAAAAACUUUUUAAAAUGAGCCUGAAACCUGUGUUUCAGCAUCUGGAGACAUGGACAUGCUGUUGGGUUUUCUCAUGUGUAUUUACUGAUACAUCUUUGUUUGUAACCAAGCCAUGUUUAAUUUAUAUGUGCAAUCUUUAUAAUAUGUGUACGUGUCAUGGUUCCAACUCUCAUAUAUUCUUUUGAUUACAUUUACCUUUUGAUCUUGCUCUGAUUAUAAUGCCAGUGAAUGUCGCUGAAUUCUUGGGACAUGCAAACUGCGAGAUCAAAAACAUCCUGAUGCAAGAAUAAACCUCUGACUACCAGCCUGGA